This is a messenger RNA of Prunus avium (sweet cherry), 1389 nucleotides long. RefSeq names its product TRAM, LAG1 and CLN8 (TLC) lipid-sensing domain containing protein. The record is from RefSeq and is a predicted model, not a curated record. NCBI's taxonomy places the organism in Eukaryota, Viridiplantae, Streptophyta, Magnoliopsida, Rosales, Rosaceae. Gene Ontology annotation, cellular component: membrane; endoplasmic reticulum. Gene Ontology annotation, biological process: lipid homeostasis.
UAUGCUUCAAGAAUCAAAACCCACCACAGGCAACGAAACCGUACAAAAUAGAAACACUGAACAAAAUUUUACCUUACGGAGAAAUUACAGACACAACCAAACCAACCCAAUAUCCGCAGAGCUCACAGCUCUUCGCAGCACUCAAAGACUUCAGCUUUUCUCUGAAGCAGAAGAAGACGACUUUGCUGCUGCUAAUUGCUAACUGAGCUUCUUUAGCCUUUGAAUUGAAAUUAAUAGUGUAAGUGGAUAAUCCAACAAGGCAGUAUGGUGGGAUUUCCUUUUCCCCUUGGUUUAAUAUCCUCCCUCACAGGCUAUGCCAGCCUUAGCGAAGAAUUUCAUUGGCUGGCAUCUGCCUCUAUUGGCAUCAUUCUCUGCAAUAUUGUUUACAGAUUAACACGUCUUAUCAGCCUUCUUAGCUUCGAGGGAUAUCACAAACUGAGCAAAGCACAAAGAGUUGAAUGGAACAACCGGGGGUUCUCAACUGUUCAUGCUAUUGCUGUAGCAUUUUCAUCUUUUUACCUCUUACUGUUGUCCAAUACUUUUCAUGAGGAUCAUCGUGAUGAGCUAAUCAUUAGUAGAAGAUCUACUUUGUCAGAUACAACAUUAGGGAUCUCCAUUGGAUAUUUUCUGGCAGACUUGGGAAUGAUAUUUUGGCAUUUUCCUGCUUUAGGUGGACUGGAGUAUGUUUUGCACCAUGCACUAUCUAUGUUCUCAAUCUUUCUCUCCCUUGUAAGUGGAAAAGGGCAGAUUUACAUACUAAUGGUUCUGUUCUCUGAGAGCACAACUCCUUUCGUGAACUUGAGAUGGUACUUGGAUGUUGCUGGUAAGAAGAACUCUAAUCUGUAUGUCAUCAAUGGUGUAGCAUUGUUCCUGGGGUGGCUGGUUGCAAGGAUUCUUUUGUUCAUUUACUUUUUCAUCCACAUGUUUAUCCAUUUUGAUCAAGUCAAGACGGUUUUCCCUUUGGGCUUUUACAGCUUGCUCCUGGUGCCUCCUGUGUUAGCAGUAAUGAAUCUCGUUUGGUUUUAUAAGAUUGUUAAAGGUUUAAUUAAAACUGUUUCGAAGGCCACUCACAGUCAGUGAUCCUACUCUCUCUUGAAGAUGGGAACUUGACUUACCCAAAUGUACAUUAUAGUCCCUAGUGUCUUUUUCCCAUUAUGUUUCUUGAUUGAAUUUGAUAGAUGAAUAGAAAAACUAAUACAUGUGGAUAAAUAUGAUUAUCUUUUCAGGGGUUUCAUUUGUGUGAUAUUUGAUUUUGUACAUACACUUCUAUCACAACAUUCAUUGGAUUUGCAAGAUUGGUUUUCACAUUUUCAAUGAAACAUGACCCUGACAUGAUGUCAAAGAACAAAAGGGGAUGCAUGGAUAUGGAUGUUUAAGAGAAUUGAUAAA